AAGAAUCAACUGUUUAUGAUGUUUUGGUCACCUGAUGAAUGUCAUUGGCUGAAAAGAAGAAAUGCUCCGCCUCUUUGCAAAUAUGUGGGAAGGGGGAAGUGUCUAAACUUCUAUGUCUGAUGGCAUUUGACAUUAUUGCUUUUAGCUUUCUGGCUAUAUAUCUACAUAUACACAGGUAUAUGUGUAUAUUUUAUACAAUCGCUCUCCAUUUGUUGAUACCAAAGAGAGUCGGAGGAAAUGAAUUUUGAAACGUCACGGUGUGCCACACUACAGUACUGCCCUGACCCUUACAUCCAGCGUUUUGUAGAAACGCCUGCCCAUUUCUCUUGGAAAGAAAGUUAUUACCGAUCUACCAUGUCCCAGAGCACGCAGACAAGUGAAUUCCUCAGUCCAGAGGUUUUCCAGCAUAUCUGGGACUUUCUGGAACAGCCUAUAUGUUCAGUUCAGCCCAUUGACUUGAACUUUGUGGACGAAGCAUCAGAAAAUGGUGCAACGAACAAGAUUGAGAUCAGCAUGGACUGUAUCCGCAUGCAAGACUCAGACCUCAGGGACCCCAUGUGGCCACAGUAUACGAACCUGGGGCUCCUGAACAGCAUGGACCAGCAGAUUCAAAACGGCUCCUCGUCCACCAGCCCCUACAAUACAGACCACGCGCAGAACAGCGUCACUGCGCCCUCGCCCUAUGCGCAGCCCAGCUCCACCUUCGACGCCCUGUCGCCGUCGCCUGCGAUCCCCUCCAACACCGACUACCCGGGUCCGCACAGCUUCGACGUGUCCUUCCAGCAGUCCAGCACUGCCAAGUCGGCCACCUGGACGUAUUCCACAGAACUGAAGAAGUUGUACUGCCAAAUUGCGAAGACAUGCCCCAUACAGAUCAAGGUGAUGACACCACCUCCUCAGGGAGCUGUUAUCCGCGCCAUGCCCGUCUACAAGAAAGCUGAGCACGUCACAGAAGUGGUGAAGCGAUGCCCCAACCAUGAACUAAGCCGUGAAUUCAAUGAGGGGCAGAUUGCCCCUCCCAGUCAUCUGAUUCGAGUAGAAGGGAACAGCCACGCCCAAUAUGUAGAAGACCCCAUCACAGGAAGACAGAGUGUGCUGGUGCCUUAUGAGCCACCUCAGGUUGGCACUGAAUUCACGACGGUCUUGUAUAAUUUCAUGUGUAACAGCAGUUGUGUCGGAGGGAUGAACCGCCGUCCAAUUUUAAUCAUCGUUACUCUGGAAACCAGAGAUGGGCAAGUCCUGGGCCGGCGUUGCUUUGAGGCCAGGAUCUGUGCUUGCCCAGGAAGAGAUAGGAAGGCAGACGAAGACAGCAUCAGAAAGCAGCAAGUUUCGGACAGCACAAAAAACGGUGAUGGUACGAAGCGCCCUUUUCGUCAGAAUACACAUGGCAUCCAGAUGACAUCCAUCAAGAAACGAAGAUCCCCAGAUGAUGAGCUGUUAUACUUGCCAGUGAGGGGUCGUGAGACUUACGAAAUGCUGUUAAAGAUCAAAGAGUCCCUGGAGCUCAUGCAGUACCUUCCACAGCACACAAUCGAAACAUACAGACAGCAGCAGCAGCAACAGCACCAGCACUUACUUCAAAAACAUCUCCUUUCAGCCUGCUUCAGGAAUGAGCUUGUGGAGCCCCGGAGAGAAGCUCCGAAACAAUCUGACGCCUUCUUUAGACAUUCCAACCCCCAAAACCGAUCGGUGUACCCAUAGGACCUGUCUCUGUAUUUUAAAUGUGUGUGUUUGUUGUGUUUCCAUGUGUGUAUGUGUGUGCGUGUGUGUAUGUGUGUGUUUGUGUAUCCAGCCCUUAAAAAUAGGACUUGAAGACAUUUUGACCCUGAGACCCAACUUCGCAAAGGCACACAGCCACUAGUGAGAAUCUUUUUUGAAGGGACUCAAAACGUUACAAGAAAGGACGAUCUCUGCAGACUGUGUACCCUUAGCUCCGGCGUGGGCGGGGUGUGGGAGAGGAACCACUGUGUACGUCUGCGUGCUUCUCUGUUGUUCCUGGGAAGGAGGGUGUCCCACGGGGAGAGGGACAUUAACAUGUGUAUCGGAACCCUUUUCUGUUACCUUCCUUUGUGUUUCUGAAACUCAUAACAAAGCUUUUGAGCAGGUCUCAAACUUAAAAUGUCUUUUUAAAAAAAGAGAGCGAGAAAAGUUGUUAUGGUCCAUGCAUAAGUAAAUUGUAAAUGACUGACAGACUCAGGCCCUUUGAAUGCUGGUCAUGCAAUCAGAUUGCGAGUAGCAACACACUAAGGUGUCAAAUACACUGCUGGGCAGAGUGGUAAGAACCCUAAGCAGCCAAUACUGGGGUGGGACGUUCUUGUCUUCUCUUUGAGAAACUUGCACCAUUAGUAAUCUGUCUUUGCUCCUCAUAUAUAUAUAGGUAAGAAGUAUAUUGAUGUAUCAGAUCCUAUCUCUGCCACCUUAAAUCAGCAUCUGAUAUGAUAGUUUUUCUGUAUGAAACCCUGGAGGUCCACCCCUAAAACUGUGUAGACCAGGAGACAGCUAAACUAGCUUUUUAAUUUUUAAUUGGAAGAUAAAUCCACCCUAGUCCUAUUGCUCCAGGUACUUUGCCAUUAUUCAGUGCCCAAAAUAGAGUUCAAAAUCUUCUCACCAACUCUGUGAUUAAUUUGUUUAAUUAGAGUUCCUGGCCCUCAAUCCUUCCUACCAUAAUACCAGCCAAAUUAUCAGUACUGUUCCAAAGCAUUUAUCCAGGAGACUUAACAUUUUAAGUACUGAUUAAACAGACACAUGGUAAAAUCAGUUCUUCUGGAGGAGAAAUUACAAGUAGAGACAGAGGAUGACUUUCUUUCUUCCUGGCUCAAAGAGAUGAGAGAAUUUGUUUUUGUCCAUCUUAAAAACACAUGUUAAAGUUAAAACACAAAGUUCAAUCCCACCCCUAUCUUUCCACACCAGGUAACCAGCACUUUGCUCUGUGUCACCCAGGGAAUGAUUUCUUGUUAUUGAGGCUGUUGCUUUAUGGAUGUGUGAUUUUAAUUUUCAAUAAACUUUUGCAUCUUGGUUUA
This is a messenger RNA of Chinchilla lanigera (long-tailed chinchilla), 3020 nucleotides long. It is a transcript of the gene Tp63, whose product is annotated as tumor protein p63. The transcript is spliced from 11 exons. The coding region runs from base 238 to 1701 and encodes 487 amino acids. Gene Ontology annotation, molecular function: DNA-binding transcription factor activity, RNA polymerase II-specific; protein binding; RNA polymerase II cis-regulatory region sequence-specific DNA binding. NCBI's taxonomy places the organism in Eukaryota, Metazoa, Chordata, Mammalia, Rodentia, Chinchillidae. The record is from RefSeq and is a predicted model, not a curated record. Gene Ontology annotation, cellular component: nucleus. Gene Ontology annotation, biological process: apoptotic process; regulation of transcription by RNA polymerase II; protein tetramerization.